ACACACACGCACAUUCUAUUUGCAAUUUUAAAUAUUCAUGCCAUGUGAUCAUUCCUUUGAUCUGUCAGUCGCUACAUUGUUCAACCCGUACAUCCAUCUUAUUUGUCUGCUCUUUUGCGAUUAUUGUCUUAUAGAUCUGAAUUGAACGGACACAUUUACAGGCUGAUGUUUGGAUACCUGGAAAAUUGAUCAGUAUGGCAGGUCCAGUGCAGAAUUCACACAGGCUGUCCGUGAAAACGUGGACAGAGGAAGAGAGUGACAGAGCUGAGAGCACACCAAGCAGGGCACAGUCAAUGUGUGAUGACACUUCAUCAGAGCUUCAGAGGAUGGCGGCCAUUGACGGAAGAGAUAUUAAUUCCCAGAAUUCCUUGUAUGGACGAGGCGCUUUAUCCAGGUUAGUUAGUAUGGUGAUGACUCUGCGAGAAUGGGCGCAUAAGAGUUUGGGUGAGGAGGCGGAGAGACCGGAUUCCUUCUUAGAACGUUUCAAAGGCCCCGCCAACACGGACGUUCAAGCUCCACCCAGCAGGAAGCGGAAAUGUAAUGUCAAGGUCUUAUCGCCAUCUGAUGAUGCAUACUACUACUGGCUGUUGGUGAUCGGUGCUGCUGUAUUUUAUAAUUGGACCCUGCUAGUUGUCAGGGCCUGUUUUGAUGAGCUCCAAAUGAGAAAUGUAUUGGUAUGGCUGGUACUGGACUACAUAUGUGAUGGAAUCUAUAUCCUGGAUAUAGCUGUUCGUCUCCACACAGGUUUCCUGGAUCAAGGCUUGAUGGUGAAAGAUACGCAACGUCUGAGAGAAACCUACGUUCGAACCUUUCAGUGUAAAAGCGACAUCUGCUCCAUCCUCCCAACCGACCUCCUGUACCUGACUGUUGGAAUCAGCUACACACCCCUUCUUCGGUUCAACCGGCUGCUCCGUCUGCCGCGCCUAUUUGAGUGGUUCGAACGCACUGAGACACGGACCGGCUACCCUAACGCUUUUCGCAUCUGUAAACUGGUUUUGUACAUCCUGGUGAUCAUCCACUGGAACGCUUGUGUGUACUACAGCUUCUCCAAAGUCCUCGGACUGGGCUCUGAUUCUUGGGUCUAUCCCAAUGCAUCCGAUCCUGAGUUUGGCUCCCUGACCAGAAGUUACAUAUACUGUCUGUACUGGUCCACUCUGACGCUGACCACAAUUGGAGAGACACCUCCUCCUGUUAGAGAUGAGGAAUACUUGUUCCUGAUAUUUGACUUUCUAGUUGGUGUUCUGAUUUUUGCCUCCAUCGUGGGCAAUGUCGGAUCCAUGAUCUCCAAUAUGAAUGCCACGAGAGCAGGCUUUCAGAGCCGUGUAGACACACUGAAACACUACAUGCAAUUCAGGCAUGUGAGCAAGAUACUGGAGCAGCGCGUCAUCCGCUGGUUUGACUACCUCUGGACAAAUCAGAAGACGAUAGACGAACAGGAAGUGCUGAGGAGUCUUCCAAAUAAACUCAGAGCGGAGAUAGCUAUCAAUGUUCACCUGGAAACACUAAAGAAGGUGCGUAUUUUCCAGGACUGCGAGGCAGGCCUUCUUGUGGAAUUGGUACUAAAACUUCGACCGCAGGUUUUCAGUCCUGGAGACUACAUCUGUAGAAAGGGAGAUGUGGGUAAGGAGAUGUACAUAAUCAAAGAUGGCCAGCUGGCAGUGGUGGGGGAGGACGGAGCCACCCAAUUUGCCGUUUUGACAUCAGGAAGCUGCUUUGGAGAAAUCAGCAUCCUGAACAUCAGUGGUAGCAAGAUGGGAAACCGGCGAACGGCUAACAUUCGCAGCCUGGGAUACUCAGACCUGUUCUGCCUUUCCAAACAAGACCUGAUGGAUGCACUUCAGGAAUUCCCCCACGCCAGAGCCCAGCUGGAGCAGAGGGGUCGCGACAUUCUGCGGAAGGAGGGGCUUCUGGAAGAAGUAAAUGUGUCCGCGGGGGAGGAGCUUGAGGAAAAGGUGGAGAGGCUGGAAACCAGUCUGGAUAGGCUACAGACAAGUUUGGCCCGUCUACAGAGUGAGUUCAACUCCUCCCAGCUUCGACUGAAACAGCGAAUCACAACGCUUGAACACAACGUAACCACGGUGACAACAGGCAGUGGGUUCCUGUCCGACGGUGUCGAGAGUGUUUUUGGUGGUGACGGUGUGUGCAGUGAAAUCAACAUCCGGCUUUGAAUAAUAAAAAAUAAACUUCUUAUUUUGUCAGAUAUUAACCAACCAUAUUUGAAAAAAUGUUUAACACUUUAUUUUGAAGCUUUCUUAAAGACUUUUUUUCCUCACUGCUCUUUUUCUUGCUAAUUAUACACUCUAUUCAAUGGAAAAUAAGAAUAUUUUGGUGUACAUAACAUUCAUCAACUGUGCCAGUGGACUGUGUUGGAAUGCAUAGUAAAACAAACAUACUGGCUACCACAGAGAUAACCACUACACCAUUGUUACUAUGGAACGUUAAUAAGCCAAAAGAGUGUCCACUUGAAUUGUGUCUAAAGUAACGCUUCAGUUCUUCAUUUACCAACAGAGGGCAUUCAAUUGCCACAAAUGUUAGAACUCCAGUAAUGAGAACUGAAUAUGGCAUAGAUGCAUCAUAUUAGACUUCACAAAUAUAUCUAGUGUCUUCCUGAAUUGGUCUGAAUUUCUCACUCAUAAAAUGAAGCAACCAUUGACUUUCGGUUGGCAUAAUGGGGACAUAGGAAAAUUCCGCUGAUAGCGCUUCUACCAGGGGCAGACUUGCCAUAGGGGAUACCGGAGAAAUCCUUUGUGGGUCUACAGGGUUGGGCUGGUCAGAAACUGGCUAAUCUUUAUCACCAACCGCCCCUUCUCUAACAUCGCCGGGCCCGGACUAUAUUCUAUACUUCACAGAAGACGUUAAAUUUACUUGACCAUUCACUGACUGAGAUUCAUGCUACUGCUUGCAAUCUGUAUUUACACUCAUGGUUUCAUCUUACUCAUCUAAUCUCUUCCGUUAGCCUAACUUAGUUUUAGGUAUCUGGCCAGCCAGUAAAUAUCACAUGUCUUAUCAUAACUGGCCCGCUAGUCAAUUGGACACAAACGGGUGAUACUAAAAAUCCCAGGAGGCACGGGGAAAGCUAGUCGCACAGCACAGAAUAGUAGGGGAGACAUGCAGGGGGUAUUGUAUAGAAUUCUGGUAUCGGAAGUAUCGGAUAUCUUGAUAUUUAUGGAAGUUUUAAACUUUGGCCCCUCUGUGAUUGAGUUUGAUGCCACUGCUCUAGCCUACUCAACACUUGCGUCACUCGCUUGCAGACCAAGCCGUUUUGGAGCGCGAGCCGUCAGCACCUAAACAUAAAUCCUUUAAAGCUUGACUGAGAGAGGUAUGACGGAAGGUGAAUAAAAAUAGAGUCAAGCUAAUCUAACUAUACAAACCCAGGAAUGUUAUAAAAGCCAGCAUAGUUUUAAUCCAUGUUUCCAUACAGGGAGAUUGGUGGAUCCAAAUGUAAUAAAAAACAACAACAAAUAUAUGUUUUUGUAAUCAUCCAAAAUAAUGUGUAUGGGUAUUUUAAGUAGGUAGGUAGGUGAUGCAUUAAGUGGGCAACGCGUCGUGUAUUGAGUGGGCCGGUCUGACCCAAGCCACCUUCCCCCCUCAGUCCGCCUCUGUCUUCUACACAUUAAUGUGGCUAUUCGGCUCAUAUGUUUAAAAAUGGCUCAUAGAUUUAUGUCACCGAUUUUAGAUCCCAUAUGGCUUGGCAAGAGGAGUCAAGCAGUUAAUCUGUAGACUUGGUCAUUAAAUUGCCCAUUUUUUUUUACUGGGUUGUUGACUUUUGCCUAGGUUUUGAAAAAAGUAGCAACAAUGUUGCUACUUCUUUGCUAACAAUGACAUAUUGAGCUACACUAAUCACAGCUAUUGACAUCUUCAAAUGAGGUUCGGGACCACUGAUCAUCGUCAUACCGCCACCUACUGAAACAACAUGCCGCUACCUAGUGAUACAAAAGCAAGACUUUCAUGAUGCCAGUCAGUGAAGCAUUUAUGCUUUGUGUAACGCUGUUGCCGUGGUAACCCAUUCUUUGCUGUAAACAUCGAAGGUGCUUUUAAAGAGACUAAACAUGCUCAAAUUGUAAAAUUUACUUGGCACACACAUUUAAAGUCAAAGAUGUAUUUAUUGAUAUGAUGAUAUCAUGGCUUAAAAUGUGUGGCAAAAUGUGUGAAAAUAUAUUUGUACAAUCAGACUGUUGCACAUCGGGAGGUGCUGUCGAUCCUUCAGCCCAAGGUGGCGGGUUUGAUUUUCAGGCUGGCCUGGUUUUUUGUGUCACUUAGAGAGUUUUACGUUUAAGUUUACUCACUUGCUGGGACUGUUAAGAACAACCAAUUCGUAAUAAAUCCCACCCCCUGAACACAGUACCUCAUGAAUUGCCAUUCUGUUAACUCUCCUCUAAUGUAGCCUCUGCAGCCUUGUCAGCAUGUUGGGACCAAAGUCCAACAUAACAUGAGUGCAAGAUUUCAGGAAGUCACGUAGAAGUUACUUGUGAGCUGUGUGAGAAACUGCUGUGUGAGAAACCGCUGUGUUAAAAAGACAUGGAGACGAUCUUUGUGUUGCUGUACAUCAUGCUGGUAGCGGGAGUGACACCUGUGUCCUCUGCAGCACAGCCAGGACUCUUAGAGAGCCUCCUAAUGGCCACCCAGCAGCAUCCGUGGCUUUGGGGGGUCUAUGUCUUCACUGUUGGACUUCCUGCCAUUCUCUUUGUUAGCUUCAUGUGGCCUGACAAGAGAUUUGGGCCCCCUGAUCAACAGUAUUACUACAAGAAGUCUGAUGAUGCUCAACCAGAUGAUCCUCAGCUGUCACAGUGGAUAGAUGCAGUGGAUACCAGAGGAAAGGCAGCUGUAACGAGGAGGAGAGACACUGGUAAUCAGAAGAAGUGUGACUUAGAACUGAAGGUACAAUUCAACAGAUAAUAUGGAGGUGAUGGAGAUAACGGAUCAUUGAUCAACAAUGCAAAAACAUCAGAGAAGAAAGCCAACACACAAGAGGAUGCUGGGUAAUCACAUCUAUGGCCAUAUUGAGGACUGUAUUAUACCAGCGCCGUACACCCCAUUAAAAUGCAUUGUAUUAAUUAUUCUGACAAUGAUACACUAACUUGCUUCGUUUUCAAAAGUUUACCUUGAUGUAAUUACCAAUUGAUUUACUGUUAAUUUUGUUUGUUUUUUUCCUCUCUGGCUCGGGCUCUGAAAGUGCGCUUUGAUGGAAACAUUGACAGGUGUACUUGUUCGCAAUUAUUUAUUUAUAUGGCAUAGAACUUGUAUGAGUAAUUUAUUGUGAUUAUUGUUGUUAUCAUUAUGGAAAAAUUGUAAAAAAUUGUACCUAUAAAAUUAUUUAUAUUUUAUUUUGAUCAAGAAUAUAAUGUUUUCACCCACAAUACCAAACAUAUAUCUCCCUCGAAAAAUAUUAUAUUUAAAGAACUCUUCAGCUUUUCUAGGUGUAGAAUCGACACUAGAAAACAAUACGUAAUAAUGAACCUCUGAUGAUCUAUGCUGUUGAUUGUGUAACAUCGAUCGUCUCAUCAUCUCAGGUCUGUCAUCUGGUUGUGCAUAUAAAAAAACAAAAAAACCUUUGAGGUGAAAGUGGUCUGUCUUUCAUUAAUACAGUCAGGAUCUGAUACUAACUUCCGCACACACACCAGCUGCACACUGGAUUCCUCUAUGGUCCUCCGAGGAAAAAUGUCUCACUCUGCCACUUUCCGCCUUGUUCUUAGCUUUGGUGUCACGGUUUGGUUCUCUUUCCUGUUUUAUUUUGUAGUUUCAUGUCUCUUGUGUCCCUGGGUUAGCUUCACUUCCUGCCUUGUCCUGUGAUUUCCUGAUUGUUUCCACCUGUGUCCAAUCACCUGCACCUCCCUAGUGUAUUUAAGCCCUGUGUGCCUGUUGUCCCCUGUCGUGUCAUUGUCUAUGUUGUGUUCGGUCUCAACCGUUGUUGGAGCACGUCUCGGUUUUGUUUUGAAUAAAGAGCACCUGUUUGAGAAGCCUGCGUUUGGGUCCUGCCUCCCUCAGCCUGCACCAGCACCGCUUUGUGACAUUUGGACGUUUAUUAGAAAUGACACCAUGCUGCUCAUCAACAGAAUGACAACUCAUGUCUUUUAACGACACUUAUGAAGCUGAAUAAAUGGCCAUGGACAAGCAGGAGCAUCAAAGAGCUGGCAUGAGGAGAGUAAUGAAGGGAAGGAGAAGAGAGAUGGCUGAUCACAGACAAAAGGAGAAGGACUUGAGGGAUGUUGAGCGAAAUUUAAUGAUACCUUCAGGGCCUUGUCUCCUCUGAUUAAAUGUAUAUGCCUAUGGUGCGAUAUGGUUAUUAUGAU
Messenger RNA from Pungitius pungitius (ninespine stickleback), 6290 nucleotides. Its product is annotated as cyclic nucleotide-gated cation channel-like. Lineage: Eukaryota; Metazoa; Chordata; Actinopteri; Perciformes; Gasterosteidae. The transcript has 16 exons. Bases 195 to 2168 code for a protein of 657 amino acids. The record is from RefSeq and is a predicted model, not a curated record. Gene Ontology annotation, biological process: monoatomic cation transmembrane transport. Gene Ontology annotation, cellular component: intracellular cyclic nucleotide activated cation channel complex; plasma membrane. Gene Ontology annotation, molecular function: cGMP binding; intracellularly cAMP-activated cation channel activity; protein-containing complex binding.